Messenger RNA from Nelumbo nucifera (sacred lotus), 838 nucleotides. RefSeq lists its product as uncharacterized. NCBI's taxonomy places the organism in Eukaryota, Viridiplantae, Streptophyta, Magnoliopsida, Proteales, Nelumbonaceae. The record is from RefSeq and is a predicted model, not a curated record.
CUCUCUAGCUCGUAUAGUCGUAUAUUGCUUGAACGAGGAAAGAAGAAGAAAGAGCUCUCUCUCUCUCUCUCUCUUUCUCUCUCAAUACGAAUACUCAAAUGGCGUUUCUGGCGGAAUCCGGCGACGUUUGUGUGCAGGAGGCGAUGGCGUGGCUACCCGCCCACGUUUUUGACUCUGCUUGCGAACCGAAGGAACUUUUGGGCCGUCAAUACCACCACCAUCAUUAUCAUCAUCGUCGUCUCAACAACACUUACGCAAGCCCUCUUCCUCGGAAUCACAGCUCAAAAUCGGAGUCAAAACGGCAACCAAGACCAAGACCACCGAGAUAUCCAAUAAACGGUGCAUCUGGAGGACCCGGAAUGCAGGCCAUCUUUCUAGACUCUAGGCAAAGGUCAUGCGGCACUGGGGUUUUCCUCCCUCCUUGGGCUGGUACCAACUUCCAACCAACCAAGAAGCCAGCKUGUUCGCCUGUUCUUCUCCCAUCUCGCGUUGUGCAAGCUCUUAACCUCAAUGUGCAUGCAUUAGCCUGUUCCCAAAUCACACCCCAACGACGAGAUGUAAACAGUACCUUAGUCUUAGACAAUGACCGGAGUCGUCGCAAUUCAGUUUGCAAUAAAAACUGCAACGGUUCAUCUCAGUGCUGUGUCUCCGCCCAAUCUCGCAGCUCUUCGCCGGAGAUAUUUCUUCCAAAGGAAUGGACUUACUAGACUUGGAAAAAAAAUAUCAAAAAUAAAGAAGAUGAAGAAAUGCUCCUUCUCUUCUUACUUCACUAUUGAUAUUGAUAAUGUAAUGUAAACAUGUUAAUUACCAUUGAUUCAAUAAUAAUAGUAGUAAACGA